AUGCCCGGCGCAGGCCCCCCUGACCACCACGGUGAUGUCAGAGGUGUGUUCGGCAACCCCCAGGUAUUCAAAGAUACAUUCUCACGUCUCUCGAGCGCUUUCACGGAGGCGAUCAACAAGAUCGAGGACGAAAGCGGCAGCGGGGUUGGAAAUACGGGACAGGCGUUGAUCGGGCGACUGCUGGCGAUGCAGGGCGAGGUGGACUCGUGGAGGGCCGGCAAGGGGCUGGAGGACGUCUCGGAGGACGGGCAGGACGUGGUGGGUGCUGAAGGCGGGCUGUAUAAGGAGUGA
Molecule: messenger RNA, 291 nt
Organism: Cryptococcus wingfieldii CBS 7118
Lineage: Eukaryota; Fungi; Basidiomycota; Tremellomycetes; Tremellales; Cryptococcaceae
Exons: 2
Coding region: 1-291 (96 amino acids)
Source: RefSeq, a predicted model, not a curated record